This is a messenger RNA of Strongyloides ratti, 696 nucleotides long. RefSeq lists its product as hypothetical. NCBI's taxonomy places the organism in Eukaryota, Metazoa, Nematoda, Chromadorea, Rhabditida, Strongyloididae. The record is from RefSeq and is a predicted model, not a curated record. The transcript has 3 exons. Bases 1 to 696 code for a protein of 231 amino acids.
AUGUGUGCAGCAUUCAUGAAAUUUGCCUCAAAAUGGAAUCCAUUACCAGAAACUUUAUUGUCAUGGACAAAAGAUAAUUGUGAUAAAAUUCAACCUAGACCAAAAGACAUGACUUGUUUAGAAAUUGAAAAAUUUGUUGCUGAUUGUAAUUUUGGUGCAAAUCUUGAAUCUAGUAAUGGUGAUAGUGUUCUUCCAACUUCUAAUAAAGAUCUUAGAGAAGAAUAUUAUCAGAGAGUUUAUGGUGCCAAUCGUCCUAAUAUUUUAAAUAGAUACAUGUAUCAAGAUUUAACAACAGUUCGUGAUUAUGGUCAAUAUGGAAAUUGGUAUUAUCCCAAUUACUAUCCAAAUACUUAUCUUUCUGGUUUUGAUGGUGGUCUAAGUUCUGCAAGAAGACUACAAAAUGAAAUUGCCUGGACACGUGGAGCCCACCACCCAUAUAGCAGAGCAGAUAACAUUGUUAAUAUUUACCUUCAACAAACACCUCUCCCAACAAUCCUUCAUGAUUUACCAUUUGCUGUCAGAGCGGCAUACAUGACUCCAAGGGUUCCAGAACCAGAUACAACACCUGCAGUAACAACAACCGUAGAUCCAUUUUCUGGUAUAGAUACAAUUGAUGAAGAUGAAUUUAAAAAACCAAUAUCAAAGAUUCGCCGUCAAAAAAGAGAAUUAAAAUAUCUAUUGAGAUAUUUUUCAUAA